AUUCAUCCAAGCUGGAAAAGACGUCUGCACUGGUACAAUGGCUGCUAGCACAGCGACGGCGCGUACACCUGCCCCAAAACCUAGAAGACCAUCGGACGGGCAAGGAAGGGGAGCUUCGCCAGACCCAGCUAGGAGAAAGAGCACCGCAAGGAAGACGACUGGGGGGAAGGCACCUCGAAAAGUAAGUAAUCCGAACCCCCCAGAUACGCCAACCCGCAAGAAGAGACGAUAUCGUCCUGGUACUCUCGCGCUACGUGAAAUCCGCAAGUACCAGAAAACAACCGAUCUCCUAUUGCAGAAACUCCCUUUCUCUCGUCUUGUCCGAGAAAUCGCCACAGACAUGACGACGCUGAACCGUGAUGUUCGAUGGCAGUCAUCAGCCCUUCGAGCAUUACAAGAGGCAACAGAAGCCUACCUUGUACACCUUUUUGAGGAUGCCUACCUCUGUACCCUACAUGCGAAGCGUGUCACUCUCAUGCAACGCGACCUUCAACUAGCACGUCGGAUACGUGGGAAAUGGGGAGAUAUUGGGUACUGAGCAGUCUCGAGAGCCAGACCGUUGUUGCGUAUGCCGGUCACGUUACGCUUUUCUUUUUCAGUUAUCCUCCCGUGUACGAUCUGGAUUUUUGGAGUCACCAGUCUGUCGAUUCUCCAGUGCAUCAGCCCUUGUAAU
Molecule: messenger RNA, 673 nt
Organism: Dacryopinax primogenitus
Lineage: Eukaryota; Fungi; Basidiomycota; Dacrymycetes; Dacrymycetales; Dacrymycetaceae
Product: histone H3 variant
Exons: 4
Coding region: 38-538 (166 amino acids)
Cellular component (GO): nucleosome
Molecular function (GO): protein heterodimerization activity; structural constituent of chromatin; DNA binding
Source: RefSeq, a predicted model, not a curated record